Molecule: messenger RNA, 433 nt
Organism: Scutellospora calospora
Lineage: Eukaryota; Fungi; Glomeromycota; Glomeromycetes; Diversisporales; Gigasporaceae
Source: the annotation of a GenBank genome assembly
CAGUAGUAAUAAUAAUAAUAAUAGUGAAGAGAAUGAUGCUAAUAAUAAUAAUAUUGCCAGUGAUUCUAUUCAAAGAAAAUCACCUACUUUACUCUGGCAACAUAAUUCUCAGAAUAAAGAGAGGAACAUUGAAUCUUUAUCAAAAAAAUCAGUAAGUAUAAAUAAUAUUAACAAUAAUAGUAAUAAUAGUUUUAUUAAUAAAUUUUACUUUAUCUAUAGACCUCACUGUUGCCAUUAUCAUCUUCUCCAACUACUUGAAAAAAACGAAAAAGAGUAUAUUCAAGGAAUUGCCCAAUACACUCCUAGUGAAUCUUAUAAACAAGUGUCUAUAUAUAUUAAUGAAGGCCCUAUUUAUAUUAACGAAAAUGAAGCUAAAGUUAGUAAAUUAUCAACUCAAACAGAAGGUGGCAGUAAAACUAUGUGUCCUAGAUAG